Molecule: messenger RNA, 2757 nt
Organism: Colletotrichum lupini
Lineage: Eukaryota; Fungi; Ascomycota; Sordariomycetes; Glomerellales; Glomerellaceae
Exons: 1
Coding region: 1-2757 (918 amino acids)
Biological process (GO): aggrephagy; endosome organization; mitophagy
Cellular component (GO): amphisome; aggresome
Molecular function (GO): calcium ion binding; K63-linked polyubiquitin modification-dependent protein binding; zinc ion binding
Source: RefSeq, a predicted model, not a curated record
AUGUGGCUUCCGCUGCCAUCAACCGACACCCUGACGCGGCCACGCAUCGCCGUGGUCCUCUUCUCUGCUGUCGCCGCGGCGUCUCUGGGCUACUACACCUACCAGGCCAACAGAGACCAGUACGAUGAGGUCCCAGGCCCAGGCCUUCACCGAAGCAAUGCCGUCCGCCGGAACCACAGAAGAUCACGUCGCAAUUCACUCUCCUCCGAAGGCUCCCAUGGCGACGAGAAUGUCGAUCUCGACGCAGAGCGUCCUGCGAACGACGCCGAUACGAUAGUUGACGGCGGGACGGUUGACGAAUGGUGGAACGACCCUAAUAGCAUGCAACCCCAAGCGCGAGCUGGUCACAACAUCGUCAGUCUUCUGUUUAGGGUAUCGGAGGACAAUGCCAGGCGAAACGCGUGCGUCCAUAGAGGAUGCGCAUGCAAUGCCUGCGGCAUGGUGCCCAUCCGCGGUGUCCGAUACCGAUGCGCCAAUUGUGCCGACUUUGACCUCUGCGAAACCUGCGAAUCCCAAGGCGUCCACAUCAAGACUCACAUCUUCUACAAGAUCAAAGUGCCCGCCCCGCCCUUUGGACCCCGCCAGAUGCAGCCCGUUUGGUACACCGGUGACCCUGAUACACAAAUACGGAAUCUAUCUAAAGGCUUGAUGGCUAGACUUAGCAGGGAAACCGGCUUCGAAAGGCCCGAGAUUGAAGCUUUCUGGGAACAGUUUACGUACAUGGCGAACACGGAAUGGCGCGAGGACCCCGACGAGCUGGCGCUGGCCAUGGACAAGAAGACCUUUGAGCGAUGCCUAGUUCCAUCGGGUGGCUCUAGACACGCAACACCAAACCUCAUCCACGACCGCAUGUUCUCGUUCUAUGACACCAACAACGACGACCUCAUUGGCUUCACAGAGUUUCUCCACGGUCUUGCAUACCGCAAACGCAAGGACAAGCUGCGCAAAAUCUUCGAAGGCUAUGAUAUAGACGGAGACGGUUUUGUCAACCGCCGCGACUUCCUACGUAUGUUCCGCGCAUACUACGUCCUCUACAAGCAGAUGCACCGCGACAUUCUUGACGGACUCGACGAUCAGCUUAUGGGCAGCACCGAAGCACAGCAGCUCGUCACUAGUAGACAACCCCUGAGUAGCCUGUUUGGCCGAGAGGGUAGAGUGCCUCGCGCUGAUGGCAAUAACCGCAGUGAGGGCAAGAUCUUCCACCCAAAUGGAGAUGUGGAGCUGGAACCGGGUAGGCGUGGUGUCGUGAGCGACAAUAGGGUCGAUACCUCAGGACGAGAGGAUGUGCUUACUCGGCUGUUCGCGCCUUACAUUGGAAGUCCCUGGUCUCUCCAAAUGCGAUCUCCUGAUAGCGAGCCUGACACGCCAUACUGGGAUGCUCUGCUGAACCCGCCUACCACCAUUGACGACCUUCCUGCUCUGCUUACUGGGCAACGUCGUGAACGCAAUGGCAUUGAUUUCGACUUUGAGAUUGAGAUGGGCAGCUCAGAUGGUGAAGAAGGAGGUAACAACAAUUCGGAUGCGGAGAACAGGAGUCAACCAGGUGACGACCCGGCACAAGUCAACGGCACCACAAACCACAAUCAGAGAGUUGAUCCCGAUCAGUUCACCAACGCAAUGCCUACCGAGAGCCAGCUCAGAGCUCAGGUUAUCAACCACAAGAGGCAGAUGGCCCCCGAUAUCGAGCGGAAAAGGCGGCAAGCGGCUAGAAAACAGUUGCACGACAGAUGGAAGAGAAGGCAGUUUUACCUUGACGAAGAAGAGGGUGGCCUUGCCCCCGAUGGCUGGCAAUCCGAUGAAGAUAUCUUGGUGAACCUCAAUGGUGUUGCGGAAAGCUCAAAGGCGGCACAACAGCAGACAUUACCUCCUCGAUCUCGAUCGUCGUCAAAGGUUCGCUUCGCAGAAGACAUGGAUGACUACGAGAUCCGAUCCAAUCCCUCGACAUCUUCUAGGAGCGUGCCCGAGCGUUGGGGAGGCAUGGAGAUUCCUGAUGAGGAACGCGACGCAGGCAGGGAGAUCCUCUACCAGGUCACGCAGCAGGCCUUCAACGAGCUCCUUGAUGCUAUAUUCAAGGACAAGGAGAAUUUGGCCGUCAAGGCAGCUGCGACCAAGGCAAAACGAGAUAAGAACAGGCCCCUGUUCGAGCACUUGACUGUCGCUGAGCCGAAGCGCAAGGUGGUCGAGCCACGGCAACCGAGAAAGGCCCUAGACGAGGAUAAACCUGUUGCCGAAAGAACCCUGGAAGAACUUCUGAUGACUAGCGGUUACAGAAUCGGGGAGAAUGGCGAAACGGAAAACGUUCCCAUCUCAGAAGAGCGUCAGAGGGUGGAAGAAGUCAUUGACUCGGAUGAGGAUGAUGUUGAGGUGAAUGAAGACAACGAGGAAGACGUCUCGACCGUGGAGGAAGUGGAGUAUCGGGACCCUACUAUGCCUCAAUUCCGUCCGAAUAGCGAGGCGGAUGAGCCUAUGUCUCCUGGAAGCACCCCGCCCACUUCAGACGACUCCUCGUUGUCGACUAAGGGACUCAAGUCGCCCUUGCAGGGAAAGACACCGAAGUCUUCCAAGGAGUCAAAAACCAUUCCGCACUUUACGCUGCUGGAAUGGAAACGGCUUGAUUUAGCCGAGAAGGAAGCUGCCGAUCGCGGCGGCUGGGGCAAGCUCAGCUUCGAUGAGUUUGAGGAAAUCUACAAGAGCCAGGAGAACGCUGGUAAUCGUCUGGACUACCUUGGUAGCUGGGUCGACUUUUGCAUCCCCUAG